UUGUCGAACAUUAUUCUGGCACCCAGUACAAGCUUAGGGAUUCUACUGGGAUUCAUAUUUGUGUCUUUAACACCAGAUGUAGAUAAUGUCGGGAGUUAAUCAACACUUUUAUGGAGUUUAUAACUGAGUGGAAUUAUUUGUAAAUGAUGAUGACAGAUUUUAGACCCGGACCUCUGUAUUUCUUUGAUCAGCCAACAGGACAGGGACGUAGGAGGCGCCCCAGAAUGCCCUUGGAGCAUUGCUUUGAUCUGGCGCGCUUGGCAACAAUCAAAAGCCUAGCCACUCACAAUGAGUGCGUUAACGAUGACAACUAUGAAGAAAAUAAUGACGACAAUGCACACAAAGUGCAAAACAAGUCCUCUACCACUGGUAAACCAGAUACCUGUCCCUCUGUCAACGGAGCAUUGGACAUGGGUGGUGGUGAGAGGAAUCCGGAGGCCGCCGCCGUGCCAGCAGGCUGGCUGGAUGACAUGGACCCGAUGGAGGCAUACAAGCAUAUGGCCCCUCAGUUGUUGAGCGAGUUGGGGUGUGUGCUUUUGCAGUAUGAGGGGAGCGAGGAGGGAUGUAUUCCACACGGCCUCGUGAACGUUCUGAAUUACUCAUGGAAGGAUUUGACCGCGGGGGCAGUUUAUGUCAAACCAUCUUGGCAGUUGGGUGUCGGCAGCAGGAGUGGUGAUGGCGGGAAACCUCUCAAGUCGAAGGGCAGCAUGAAUUUAGAUGAGACUCUUCGGCAGAUUACGGGAAAGAGAAAGACAAAACAGAAACCGUCCAAGGUGGAAAAUGGGUCUGAGAAACAGCCUCAAGACUCCAAUUUGCGCAAAAGACCAUCUGUUUCCCAUGCACAAAAAGCUCAUGUGGCCACAACUAUAAGUUUCUCCAUCUCUUCAAAAACCUACGAAGAGCAAGGUUGGAUCGUCCAGCCUAAGGAGCCAACCCAUGAGGAACCUCAGUGGACUAACCUGUGUCAUUGGGUUGUAGAGAGGCUGCAACUGGCUAGGAUACCCACUAUGACUUCAUUUAGAAAACAGACAACGGAGCAGGCAGAGAGUGGGCUGAACAAACCACCCAUCCUCCGUCACUAUGGGGAUGACAAGCCACACGUUAAACACCAGCAGAAGACAGGAGGAGGAAGCGGAGGAGGAGGCAAGUUCUGGCCUUACCCCCAGAUACCAGAGGUCAAGCAGGAAGACCAGGAUUCACCGCGGCAGAAACUACACUACAGGAUCAAUGAUGGCUCCUCCUUCAUAUACUACCCGUCUGGUUUUGUAGCAGUUUGUCAGAGCCACUCUGGUCUGUCCUGUGGAGGGUUCUAUACCAACGUGUUCAGUGACCAACUCAGCCCUGUUACACUGGCCAGCAUCACCGCAGUAGGACGGGGCACCGUCACACACCCACUCAGUGGGACUGUUACUGCCGUGUGGGAUCAGCGUGGUGGGAUGACGUGUGACCCAGAAGGAGCUGUCACUAAGGAAUGGACCUGGCAGACUGGGGUGAAGGAGAGGAUAGUCAUUCAGGUGUCUGAUCACAUCUCAGUACGACUGUUGAGCGGUACCUGUGCCACCCUCAGCUUUAGGAGUCAGAACCAGAGUGUCCAGCUCCCACUGUCCCCCCUGCCCAACAUCACCCCACCUAAAGAAGCGGUGUGA
Molecule: messenger RNA, 1646 nt
Organism: Coregonus clupeaformis (lake whitefish)
Lineage: Eukaryota; Metazoa; Chordata; Actinopteri; Salmoniformes; Salmonidae
Exons: 9
Coding region: 144-1646 (500 amino acids)
Source: RefSeq, a predicted model, not a curated record